AUGAGCGCUCCCGCCAAGCUGCGAGGCAACCCUCCUGCGCCUGCGCCAAUCGUUGUGCAGAAAUAUGGCGGAACGAGUGUCGGCAAGCAGCUGCACAUGAUCACCGGCAACAUCGUCCCACAAUACCUCAACGACGGCUACCGAGUAGUCGUUGUCUGCUCUGCACGAUCCGGCAACACCAAGGCGACCGGCACGACCAACCUCUUGCUCCGAGCAGCUCUCGAAGCCAUCCGACCGAAAGGUCCCGACCUCUCCUCCUCCGUCCCCUCGCUCCGCAACUCUCCCUCGCAGUCUCCCGCACCCGGCACCCCCGUCACGCCUCGACAAAGCUACCUCUCCGGCUCGCUCUCCAACCUCCGCAUGAUGGCGUCUGGCGUUGGGCUCGACAAGAUGAAUGGCGACGACGACAGGCAGUUGUUCGACGACACUGUUGAUCAGAUCAAGCGGGAUCACCUCGAGGCGGCGCGUAAGGCGAUCGUCAACUCGAAGGAGGUGUUGCAGGAGGUUGAGGAGGAGCUCGAGUACGACUGCGAGCGGUUGAGGGGCUUCUUGCGGGCGGCGCAGAUCAUCGACGAGAUCUCGACACGGUCAAAGGACAUCAUUAUGGGCGUCGGAGAGCGAUUGUCUUGCCGCAUCGUUGCUGCUUCCCUGCGGGAUAGGGGCAUCGACUCCGAGCUGCUCUCGCUGGAGAGCAUCAUCGACUGGGACGUCCUUGGCGACGAGGCGGAAGUCGCGUCAAAGUCGGCAGACGGCCCACCCCAGCUCGGCCAGGAGUUCUACUCGAAGCUCAGUCAACGACUCGGCGAGCGAUUGGCAGAGUGCGGUGACCGAGUGCCAGUCGUGACGGGCUUCUUCGGCGUCGUUCCCGGCUCACUCCUGGCGCAGGUCGGCCGCGGCUACUCGGACCUCUGCGCGGCGUUGUGCGCCGUCGGUCUCAGCGCCGCCGAACUGCAAGUCUGGAAGGAAGUCGAUGGCAUCUUCACGGCCGACCCUCGCAAGGUCCCGACCGCACGGCUUCUGUCGACGAUUACGCCAGAGGAAGCCGCCGAGUUGACCUACUACGGCUCCGAGGUCAUCCAUCCCUUCACGAUGGAACAGGUUAUCCGCGCUGCGAUCCCGAUCCGCAUCAAGAAUGUAGAGAACCCGCGAGGCGAGGGCACCAUCAUCUUCCCCGACACGGUAUCCGCCGACGCAGCCGACGAGACCCACACGGCCAAGACGACUGUCGCUCCCUCAGCCGCUCCUUACGCACCUGCCUCCCUCCCCUCUUCCGUCCUCGAACCGCAUCUCGGCCCGACAGCCAUCACGAUCAAAGACACCGUCGUCGUCCUAUCCGUCCACUCGAACCGCAAGACGAUCUCGCACGGCUUCUUCGCUCGCAUCUUUGGCGCGCUCGACAAGCAUGGGAUCGUCGUCGACUUGAUCUCGACCUCCGAGGUGCACGUCUCGAUGGCCAUUCACGGCGAGAUCAGGAAGAGCGUGCUGGAUCGCGUAACGAGGGACUUGAAGGUUGUUGGCGAGAUCUCCAUCUCACGCGACAUGGCCAUCCUCUCGCUCGUCGGCAAGCACAUGAAGAACAUGGUCGGCGUCGCCGGCAAGAUGUUCACGACGCUCGCCGAGGGCAACGUCAACAUCGAGAUGAUUUCGCAGGGCGCGAGCGAGAUCAACAUCUCCUGCGUGAUCGAAGAGCGUGACGCCGUCAAGGCGCUCAACCUCGUCCACCUCAAGCUCCUCCACCAGGCGCCGCAGGUGUUCUCCUAG
Messenger RNA from Rhodotorula toruloides NP11, 1761 nucleotides. RefSeq names its product aspartate kinase. Lineage: Eukaryota; Fungi; Basidiomycota; Microbotryomycetes; Sporidiobolales; Sporidiobolaceae. Gene Ontology annotation, molecular function: aspartate kinase activity. The transcript has 8 exons. Bases 1 to 1761 code for a protein of 586 amino acids. Gene Ontology annotation, biological process: amino acid biosynthetic process. The record is from RefSeq and is a predicted model, not a curated record.